AUACCGCCAUGAGUGGGCUUGGUACCGUCAUGUCCUCGAAGGUUCUGGGGCCAGCCAAACACGGCAUUCCCGUGUCAGAGGAUGAGGCCAUGCAGAGCGUGACCUUCAAUCAGGUCCACCGAUGCAAGCACACCACCCCAUAGCUCAGGUGCUCGAGCAGUACGUCCUCACGGAUAUCAAGACGAAGAUGGGCACCACAGGCUACACUUCGGUAACAAGAGCGACCCCGACCGCGACGGUAUUGCCGUGCCUUCCCUGAGUUCGAGGCUUUUUUCGAAAAGGCGUUUGCUGCGAAGGGCGGCGGCGGUUCAAAAAACUUGGACAUCAUCAGCGACAUGUUCUAGGAGAGCUUAAUACGGUUCGGCUUGGAAUACGUUGAGCCGAUUCUCUCCACCGGGAGGAUUGAUCGUCAGGACGGCGCUAAGCGCUACCUCAAGCCGUGCUUCUUCGCGGACGAGGAGGCAGGAGGUGGAGCCGGCGACCCAGGGGCGGAUGGGGGGAGAGGAUAAUCUUAAGAUGGAGACGGGGAUGUUCUUCGUCUCCGAGCGAGAAAAGCGAUGGUCCUGAUUACUACGCUGGCUACAAACCCUUGGCGGACACCUGAACCGUGUUGACAAGGUCGAGUCGCCGGGACCUCCGCUGCAACAUGCAACAUCGUUCAAAGCGUUUUCUCGGGUCCUCAUGGCGUUCACAACGGGUCGAAGCUUUGACGGAGGAGGCGGAAAAAUAUCCCGCUCGCCAUGUCUCACGCUUUUUUUUUUAUCAUAUGGUGCUAUGAUAUGCUUGUUGCUCUCGCUGAUGCAUGAGGGCGCAUGGCACGGGAUGAGAGAGAGGUGUUUUCUCCUUGUGUUGUGUGUGCCAGGGCGUUUGGAAUCGUCGCUGCUGCCUCUUGGCUUCGUCCGCGCCGUUUUUUUCCGUGCGAAUUGUGGCUUUUUGGGGGGAGGGAAGGGGGGAGUUGUUUCGGUUGUGUUGGGAAAGUAGAGAGGUCUUUUUCUGCAUUUUCUGCAUUGUUCGUUGUUUCUGAAGGACACCGCUGUCGCAGCUGGCUCCGUUUCAGGCAGUGACGUUUUUUCUUGACGUGAGUUAGUUGUAGAAUUUGGGGCGGCCAGGGCGGGGGGGGGUUCUUCGUUUCAUGUCGCGAGCGACGGUCGUUUCUACCAGUGAGACAACAACUCUUGUCCGCUGCUUGUAGCUGUUGCUUUUGGCUGAGUAAUUUUUCCUCACAACAAACAAAGGUAGUUUACUGCGGGGAUUGUGGGUCGUCUCCAUGAUCGACGUCGCUUCAAGUCAUGACUUGGGCUUCAAGUCAUGGGUGAGGGCAUGCUGUUGUGGGGGGACAUUCAAUACACAGAACGACGUUCGGAAGGGUAUGUAUGUAUUGUUUCAAUUUGAAGCACCUUAUAUGGUUCUCGCUUACAUGUAUUCGUGCAACUUGGUAUGUUGACGACCCUGGGUAGAGAUGAUAAAGCCGCGGGCGGAGAUGGGUUUAAC
Molecule: messenger RNA, 1491 nt
Organism: Ectocarpus sp. CCAP 1310/34
Lineage: Eukaryota; Phaeophyceae; Ectocarpales; Ectocarpaceae
Source: the annotation of a GenBank genome assembly